CGCGUGCCGGUCGUGCAAGAGAGGAGAGCGCGAGAGAGGCCCACCGUCAACCUGGCCUAAUACCGUAUCAUAUAUACACAUUAUAUGCAGCAGCAGCAGCUGACGUUAUAGUAGCUUGUAUACACACACACCGUAUAUAUGGACGCGCGUGCUCACAACCUAUAGCGCAGCAUACAUUAUAGAGCUCGAUUUCUGUCUGCGUGCGUUAUAUAUCCCCAAACACUGUGUUCGGUGGAUCGCGAAUAUAAUCGCCGAGAGUGUAUUUUAUAUAGGCUCGUGACCCGUGCAGUGUCUUCGCGCGUGUAUGUACCUGUGCGUGCGUGAGUGUGCGAUACACGACUUCGACUCGCACUCUAAAUUUACACACUUGUUUUUGUGUGUGUGUGUGUGUGCGUGUAUGAACCAGCGAAUCGUGCGAUUCAUCGGCCGAGAGAACUCAACAGGUGAGAGAGAGAGAAGCAACAGCGAAAACAAGACGCACACAAAAGUUUCUGCCCGCCCGCGUCGUCGUCUUUGGUGUAUAACCGAAUAAAUCGCUUCUUUCGAAUUUCGAACGCAUGACGCUGCGCCGUCUGCCUUUUGAAUUGUCGUCGAGCUCGCAGCAGCAGCAGCAGCAGCACGUUGUUGUGCAGUAGUGCGACUGUUGCAUUCCACGCGCGCGCUUCUUCACAGCGACGUUGUUGCAAUAAGUCAUAUUGUGCGUGAGUGUGUGUGUUUACUUUGCAGUGGCCCCGUGUUUUAUUUAGGUGUUUUUAUUACUACGGCAGAGUGUUUGGCUGCCCUGCAACUGUGAGUGCCCGUGAUCGAAGUACGUUCGGUGCGUGUACCGCUGCUACGCGCGUUCGGCAUCAUUGGCUCGUCACACGUGACGUACUACGAUUGUGCGAGAGCGGCACAGUAUACUACAGCGACUUUCGCCAAUAUCAGCGGCAGCAGCAGCUUUAGUAGCAGUUUUGUAAAAGUGCGAACGACAAAACAACACGACACAGCUCUUCGGCGAGCAUCGUAGCGCAUCGACGACAGCCAGUGUCAGUGACAUCUUAGCUCGCCGCCGCUUGCUUAUAUAUCGUACGGAGCAGCACACUGCACUGCUACAACAGUAUAUACUAAUACUACACACACUCUCUCUCAUCGGCUUGACCUCGCGCGCUGCGAUUCGUUUUCUCUUCUCUUCGUCUUCUUCUCAUUAUCGGUAUCUCGAGUGGCUGUGUGUAUACGUGUGCCUGUGUAUGUGCACUCAAGUUAUAUAUACGUGCAUAUAUAGUAGUGAACGUGUGCAUAUGUGCGCGGAUUAUCGCAGUGCUGCAGUUUUUCCCCACUGAUCGAGCCCUCCGGUCCUCCAACUGUACAGCAGUAAAGCGCGUAUAGUUAUAUAUAGGCAGUGUGAUCUCAGUGCUCAGUGUGGCCCGCGCCAUUGUUUGCAUCGUCGUCGUGUCUGUGUGUUAUAUAUGUGUGUGUCUGUGUGACAGUCGAUAUAGCAGCAGCAGAUCGGUCCACCGGGAGAGCAGCUUCCCUCGCCUCCUCACCUCGUCUCGUCUCAAGUUGGAGACUUUCCAGUAAUUGAGAAUAAAUCUAAAAAAGAACUCAUCAAAAAACAUACCAAGAAUGCAAAAGGAACAGUUCUAUAAUUACGUUUAUUUCUUUAUCGAUCGUUUCUGGUUUUAGACUGAACUUCAACAUCAUAUGGUUUCUUGGAGUUUUUGGCUGUGAGGCGAUAUCGAUCUGAAGGACCUAGUUAUUCAAAAUGAUGACGUCUCAACGCUGAAUAAGGACAAACGAGCAGUGACUGCCCUCCCUCUUAUACAUCCAGCUACCCCACGUAUACCAGUGAGAUGCCCCUGGAGGCUGGCUAGAAGAUCGUCGUCACACAGGAAGCACCAAGCACGGCUGUUUUACAGAUUUUUCCCGAAUGAGACCAUAAAUCACUUAUUCAGACGACAAAGCUUCAUGCUAGUACAAAAAAAAACGAAGAUGGGUCGGAGUCUGAGCUGGGCGUGGCUCGUGCUACUGCUGGUCAGCAACUGCGUGGCCGAGAGCAAUUGGGGAGAAUGCGUACCCGCUUGCAAGUGCAUCUGGGUGUCCGGCAAGAGGAUGGCCGAGUGCAAGCAACAGAACCUCACGAGCGUGCCCAAGGGCCUGAAGAGCUUCCAACACCUCGAUCUGACGGGUAACAAUAUAGCCCAACUGCCGGAUCAGGCCUUCACUCGGGUCGAGCUGGACAACCUGCAGAAGCUCGUGCUGCGCGACUGCAAAAUCAAUUACGUGUCGAGCGAGGCCUUCAAGGGCUUGCUCAUCGUCAUCGAGAUCGACUUGUCCCAGAAUCACAUUCGUCAACUGAAACCAGGCACGUUCAACGACACGGUCAGACUGCGCGUGCUGCUUCUCAAUCAGAAUCGCUUGGAGAAGCUCGAAGACGACAUGUUCCACAAUCUGGCCUAUUUGCAAAAGGUCGAGCUGCGCGACAACCAGCUGAAGACGAUCGGACCCACGAGCUUUCGACAGCUCAGAUCGUUGCACACGCUGGCCUUCGACGGCAACAAUCUCACCACUCUGUCGAUGCAGAGCUUCGAGGAUCUCGGCAAGCUCGCCAGCCUCGAGCUGGGCCGCAACCCCUGGAACUGCGACUGCAAACUGAGAAGCUUCCGCGACUGGGCGAUACAGCAGAACGCCUACUCGAGGCCGACGGUGUGCGCCUCGCCGGCCACGAUCGCCGGCAAAGCCUGGGACGAGCUCGCCUCCGAGGACUUUGCCUGUCCGCCGGACAUCGAUCAGUUGGGCUGGCGCCAGACGCCCUCGGGCCAAGCCGAGCUCUGGUGCCGGGCGACGGGCGAGCCCCAAGCCCAGCCGACCUGGUCUCUGCACGACCGAGUCUUCCUCAACGGCAGCAGGCGGCCCGCCAUGGGCGGCGAUCAGGGCCACGUCGGCCGCUCGCCCUACAUGCUGUAUCAGCGCGACGGCUGGGCCAAUCUCAGCAUCACCGACCCCAGCGGCGCCGACCGAGGAGAGUACGUGUGCCAAGCGAGCAACGCCGCCGGCAGCGUCGCCGCCAAUCUCAGCCUCUCGGCGGAUCUGCUGCUCAACGGGCCGAGCACCACGCGCCGAGGACUGUCGGGCCUGCCGCUGGCUCUUGGUCUCGGCCUGGCGGCUCUGAUCUUCCUGCUAGCGGCCAUGAGCUUGUGCUUCUGCUAUUGCAAACGUCGCCGUCGCGGCCCGGGCCCCGACAAAGCCCAAGAAGCCGCCUCGCUCGACCAUCACGGUCUCGGCGAGCAGGAGAAGUCCUUGAUCACCGCGAUUAAUCCGGUGACCAAGCCACCGCGUCGUUACGAGGCGCCCUCGAUGACUCAGCACGGUACCGAGAUGACCGAGCUCAAUCGCACGCUCCUCGACAGCGACUCCGUCUACGGCGAGUAUCGAGCGGAACGCGAACCAGGCGGCGGCGGCGGCGGCGGCGGCCCACUGUCCAGUGCGCGCCGCGCGCUGCUCAACGCCGACGGCAGCAUAGGCAGUGUGCUCGGUGUGCUGGCCAACGGUCUGCGCGAUCAGGAGCACAGCCGUGCCGAGCUCGAUCCGCUUCUACUGAGCGGCAGCAUCAGCUCGGCCAUGGGCCACGUUGUCGUGCCCUCGCGCACGGCUACUCCUCAUCGGCAAUAUCCCCCGGAUCUGUUGGCGUUCCCGGGAGGCAGGAAUGCCUCGCCGACGAGCCAAGCUUCGACGGCGCCGGAUCACUCGCGGCUCUUGACGCCCGGCAGUCUCAACGGUACGCCGGCCUCGCCGCUCUACGCGCCUCUCGCCUUCAAGACGCUGCCGCACCCCGUGCGCUCGAGCUCCGCCACGCCUUACAGCAUGGGUCAGCAGUUUUACCCGUCGAUGCCUCGACACGGAUUCGUCACCAUACCACGAAGACCGAGAGCACCGAGUUGGAGCAGUCCAACUCCUGUAUCACCCACCCACGCAGAUACACUGGAACCUGUGUACGAUAAUCUAGGAAGGCGGACAACGGCGGAUGGUAGCUCUAUGCUGUCACUGAACAAGACUUCGGAGCCGAGGAUGUCGAUGCGUGGUCGACCUCUGCCAGCUACGCCAACACCCGGCAUUCACCCUGCUACGCUGACUUUGCCGCGAGCCCCGAGAUCUCGCAAGCCUGCGAUUCUAAUGCAGCAAGCGCAUUUGAAUCGUUCAGCGCCCGAGGGUGCGCCAGACUGGCCUGGCUUUAGCACGGGAGACAGCGUACCACUGGCGAGGCCAAAGCCCAUAAGGGCCACCUCGCCUCAGUCUCUGGUGAUUCAAGAAAGACCAGCAUCGCCUCAACCUUUGACAAAACUCGUCACGGACGAUUCGAUGGAACAAAACUCGGAGCGUUUGUCGCCUGUGCCAAGGUCGAUUCCAUCGCCAGCCCCGGCAACGCCACCGCCACCGUCGUCGGCCAUGUCCACCUCCAGCCCGAGCACAUUAACGCGGAAAGUGCCACCCAGGCCACCGCCUAAGCCUAAGAAGAAAAACAAUAAUGGACCUCUGUACGAAGACGAGGGUGAAGAUGGGACAGAGGUAUGAUUAUCGCGAUUGGUCGGUGAGCGCAGAUGAGAUCCAGAAGCGCCCCGGCCAAAACCACACAACUAUCGCGAGCAAGUGGUGCUCCGAGCCUCGCGGGAAAACUCGCGACUUGCAAUAAGGGACCGCUAGUGCCUUCUACAGCAGCGAUCCGAGCUGUACCGGUUAUGUUGACGUUAACGUCAAAGGGAAAUGUAGCUCGGCCUGUAGCGCUGUGCGUUUUCCAGCUCGACAUUUGAACUUACCAUCAUACACGCUGACUUCAGACUCUAUGUUAUGUCGCCCCACUUUCCUCCCUUCGCAUUCCUUCUCUGGAUCUUACCCAGGGCUUCCACUGUGACGUGUUAGCAACUAACUGACGGCUGCGCUCUUAAUCGAUAUGACAAUUUAUUUAGUCAUAAGCGAUGACUAGUAUAAUUACUGUGGAUAGUCUUGUAUACAUUGUAAAAUACGUCUACUCAAUUUUGCCUUUGCGUACAGAGCCCAUUCAUUGUUCCUUUUUUACGUUUACGUUUAUCAACAAUAUAUAAGUCGUGCAUAUUAUUUGCACUGGAACGACUUGCAGCUUUUAUGACUGAGUAUUGCUUUUCUACUACGAAUAGAUACAUUUUUAUACGUACAUAAAACUAUAUAUUAUAUUAUAUGGUCUAUGAAGAGAGAACGGAGAGAAACACGGAGAGUGUAAAAGAAAUAUGUAUAUUGGAUAUAUAGUGACAAGUGAAUUAAUUCGGGUAAUUUGUAUAUUUAAAUUUAAUUCCACGAGAGAUUUGAAAGUAUUUUCAAGCUUGCUCUCAAUGCUGCCAUGAUGAUGCGUUAUAUAAUAAUGAUUUUUUAAAUUUUAAUUAUAAAAAAUAUCUCUAACAUAUUUGUCGAACAAAGAUGCGCUGAUUAAUGAUAGUGAUAUGAUUUCUUUACUAAAAACUAGUGUACGCUUAACUAACAUUUGCCUGCAGAUAACAAAUGAAACCAACUUUUUGAAAUAAGAUACAGAAACAAAUCUAAAGCAUUACAUUGGAAGUUAUAUGAAAUAUACGCGAGCUUUAAACGCGUAAAAUAAUUUUGACGAUUAGUGUCAAAUUGUCUUUUAAACUGAAAUUCUGUAAAAUACUCUCGAACGAAAUUUAUUUCAGAAACAUGUGUAAUUCUAAAAUUUAGAAAUACUAUUUUAUUUUAAACAUUCGCGAACCAGAAAUAUCAGAAAUUACUACUUUCUUCUUUUCCAAACGUGUUAAAAUUAAACUACAGACGCUCAAUACAUUCUUUAACUUCUAACGAAAAUUUCAUUUGAAAUUACUUUGUAUACUGUUUUACGUGUGAUUGGAAUCGGUCUAAAUAAUGUUAUUCUGUAAAAAAUUGAACCAUUCACGAGAUAAAGUAAUCGGACAUUUUUAAAAUGAUUCAUAUUAUUGUUAUGAAUAUGUACUGUAAUGUAUAUUAUCAAAAAUUACAAAAAUGUUCAAUUAAAUUUAUCUCUUUUAUGAAUAACUAAUGGACGUUCGCCAUUCGAUGUAAAACGGAAUAACAAUGAAAAUUUAUUCACAUGACUAUAUUUUUUUAAGUAUUUUCCGUUGUAAUUUCAUUAACCUAGUUUUUACGUACAUACUAUUCAUGGAUAUUCAACGGUAUAAUUCGUCAGAAAAGUGAAUUAAACAAAAAAAAUUUUUUUUAACAUUAUUCUAUUAGUUAGCGAUAUGUCUUUAAAUUAUGCUUGCGUCUACCGUAAAUUAUUACACUUUAUAUUCCAAAACUACUUGCCAUGAAAAAUUCUAGUCUUUUUGAAACUAAUUAUUAUUUCUUUAAAACACAGUGGUUGUUUUUAGUUUAAUUAUAAAUGUAAUAGAAUUUUUCAUGUGAAGUCUUGAUUUUUCUCAAAAUGUUUUUCUACAAUGUAGUUAUUCAUGCAGAGUUUGAAAGAGGAAAUGUUAGUUCCGUUUUGGUCUUCUUUAUAUCUUUGAAAGAAUGUUUUUAUGUUAAAUCGAUAUUAGUACGUUUUUAUGUUAAGACAGAUAUACUACAGAAAAUACAUGUC
Molecule: messenger RNA, 6577 nt
Organism: Trichogramma pretiosum
Lineage: Eukaryota; Metazoa; Arthropoda; Insecta; Hymenoptera; Trichogrammatidae
Gene: kek5
Exons: 9
Coding region: 1948-4551 (867 amino acids)
Molecular function (GO): protein binding
Source: RefSeq, a predicted model, not a curated record